UUUAGUCGACAAUUUAUUCAAUCAAACACAAGCAAGCAGAGCAGAGGACUCGAAAUACAGAGAGACGUAUACACAUGGAUCAUUCCGAUGGCGUCGUUACGUUCACGGAAGAGCAGGAAGCUCUUGUAGUGAAAUCAUGGAAAGAAAUGAAGAAGGACGCAGCAAAUUUGGGGCUCAAGUUCUUCCUGAGAAUUUUUGAGAUCGCACCUUCAGCGAGCGGUCUCUUCUCCUUCUUGCGUGACUCCGACGUUCCAAUGGAGAAGAAUCCCAAGCUCAAGGCUCACGCAAUGUCCGUCUUCGUCAUGACUUGCGAAUCAGCGGCGCAGCUCCGGAAAUCCGGCAAGGUGACGGUGAGGGAGACGACUCUGAAGAAGCUCGGCGCCACUCACUUCAAGUACGGCAUAGUCAACGAACACUUUGAGGUGACCAGGUUUGCUCUUUUGGAGACAAUAAAGGAUGGAGUCGGAGAGAUGUGGUGCCCAGAAAUGAAGGAGGCAUGGACCAAGGCUUAUAACCAGCUUGUGGCAGCCAUCAAGCAGGAGAUGAAGCCUGUCUAGAAGAUUUAUAUAUAUUAAUCACUAUGAAGCAAUCAACAGUUAAUAAUAAAUAUUACAAAGUAUCGAUCGAUCGAUCAUUACUAUAAAGCAACGAAUAAUAAUACCAUGCAUGUUAUUGCUUCGAUUAAUUGUUUUAUCUUUGUUCGCUGCUCCAUUGAAUCAAAACAAAAAUAAAUAAAUUCCUUGUAUUUGCCCA
Zingiber officinale is the source of this 753-nucleotide messenger RNA. RefSeq names its product non-symbiotic hemoglobin 2-like. NCBI's taxonomy places the organism in Eukaryota, Viridiplantae, Streptophyta, Magnoliopsida, Zingiberales, Zingiberaceae. The transcript has 4 exons. Bases 75 to 557 code for a protein of 160 amino acids. The record is from RefSeq and is a predicted model, not a curated record. Gene Ontology annotation, molecular function: oxygen binding; heme binding.